CGCGUGACAGGUGACAAGGGACAAUGAGCGGUGCGGCAUGUCGGUUUGAAGCGCAGCAUUUAUGCGUGUGGGCUGCGCGGUGGUGACGACUCCAGGCUUGAUGCCACCUGUGCCCACGUCGCGCCAGUCAGCCUCGCCAGGAGGGUGCAGCAGCCUCAUCUGCUGGCUUGCAUCUGCGGAGCCCCUCUCUCCGGAACUGUUGUUGCAGACGGAGCGGCCGUCUCACUAGCUUAACGAGCGGGUCCAUCCGUCCGUCUGUCCUCCCGCCUGCAGCGCCGUGCACCGAGAAUGGAAGGCACGGUCUGCGCCGCUAUCUUCUUGGAGCGCUUCACCUCCGCAGUGGAACAGGCGGUGAAAGAGGCCGCGGAGAUGAUCCUGGAGCAGUUCGUGGAGGCGGCGGAGAGCGAGGCACCCGUUAUGCCGGAGAAGCCGAGAGACGGCGAGUCGCGCAAGCGGCGCUUCAGAGAGCACUUCUGUGGCUCCGUGGAGGAGGUGAUCCGAGCGGCCCUAGAAACCGUCAUCGGCGAGUUCACCGGCUUCGUGGACAGUCGCUUCGCCGACUUCCAGCUCAAAAUGUCCGUCAAAGACAAGGAGAUCGACAGCUUGAGACUGCAACUGCAAGUGUGCGAGAGCGAACUGCGGGCGGCUAAGGGACAUCCGAACUCCGCGGACAGCGUGCGGCCCACGUCGGUGGGCAGCGGCAAGAGAAAGAUGAGCCCCUCGAUGACCAGCUCGACCGCUGCAUCAGAACUGUCAGCCGGGGAAUCCCAUCCGGAAAAGGUGACUGAUAAUCAGCGGAGCUCACCGGUCAAAAGCGGAGAUGAGACUCGGGGGGAUUCGAACCAAGGACCGGUAAUCCGAGGAGAAGCUGAAGAGGAACCCAAAGAGAACCAGACAUUGUCAGUUGUAGUCCUGGACUGGGAGCAGAUUGAAAGCAUCUCAAGAGGUUCAGAGCAGGAUUCUCUGCCAAAAGCAGUGAAAGUAUCAUACAAUGACGUGGCUCGGAUGCAACAGAUCUCCAGCCUGGAGGACAACAGGAUCAAUGAUGAAUCCCCAGCCUGGAGCUCCCCUGACAAUGAAGCUGAACUCCCUAAAGAGAGCUGCAAGGAAAGCGAGGUUGAGAACCUAAAUGUGGAAUUACUUGGCUCUACACAAGCAGCCCCUAUAGAGCCAGUGGUCCACAUCAGUGAAGAGGUGUGUAGCGAAGGUCCAGCACAUCAUGACCAGGGUGUCUUUGCGCAAGUGUGUGAGCAGGAAUUCAUUUUAGUGAAGCAAGAGGCCAGUCAGCAGGAGUUCAUUUUACUUAAGCGGGAGAAUUGUGGGCAGGAAUUUCUUCAAGUCAAGCGGGAGAUGAAUGAGCCGGCAGAGCCAACCCUCGUGCCAGAAAAGGCCUUCCACCGGUUGAAUUUUCAUUCUGAAGAUGCCUACCAGGAUGCUCGAGAGACAGAUGCCAUGGGGCUCUACCAAAGAAGGCUUUACUCACCUCGACUGUGCGUUUCAGCUGGGCAGCAGGGUGAGGCUGAGAUGGUGUACUGGGAGAGCUCUGGGAGGCUGGGAGAAGAUUCAGGAUUCAGCGAGAGGGACACGGCGGCCACCUACUUAACUGACUCAAGCCAUGCAGAUUCCUCUCUGUCUUCCUUUUCCGAGACCCCAUCUCUGCAGCGCCUUCCGCAGUCUGAAGGCCGAUGGCUCGGGGAUGCCGAGACCCCACAGCCUACGCAGGACGUCCUAAUUCAGUACCACUGUCCCGAAUGCACAGAGACCUUCUUUGAUCUGGAGUGCCUUGUGCAACACCGACAGGUUCACUCACUUGAGACCGAUCACCCGGAUGAUCCUUCGGGGCCUCUUAGUGGACAGGAAAUUGUACUGAACCCCCAAACGCCAAAGAAAUGGUACGAAUGCGACGAGUGCGGGAAGAAAGUGUUAAGCAAAAGGAGCCUCCUGCAGCACCAGGCGAUCCACACGGGAGAGAAGCCAUACUGCUGCGACGAAUGCGGAAUGCGGUUUGCGCUGAAAACGUACUUUCAGUACCAUCAGAUGGUCCACAGUGGAGAACGGCCCUACCCCUGCUCCCUAUGCGAGAAGACGUUCAGAGGGAUCGCCGCCCUUCGUGAGCACUACAAAAUCCACAGUGGAGAGAAGCGCUUCAUGUGCACCGAGUGUGGGAAGCGAUUCCGGACCAAAUCUAAUCUCACCACUCACAAGAGCGUGCACACCGACGAGAGGCCGCACGCCUGCUCUGAAUGCGGCAAAAGCUUCAAGCUCAAAGGCGAUCUGGUGAAACACAAGAAACUCCAUCUAGCGGACAAGCCUUAUCCGUGCGCUGAAUGUGGAAAGAGAUUCCGGACGAAAUCCAAUCUUAAAAGCCACUAUAGUGUGCACAGUGAAGAAAGGCCAUACUCGUGCGCCGAAUGUGGGAAGAGUUUCAAACAGAGGGGUGACCUUUUAAAACACAUGAAAAUCCACUUUAUUGAGAGGAUAUGGUGCCCUACUGAAGGUAGGGUACUCAUUCACUGACGUCUUUAUUUGUCCAGAUUGCCCGUCUCUUCUAGUGUGGAAAAGAGGAAAAUCUGAAACGUUUAUCAAUUUUCUUCUUUGAUCGUUUCUAGACUCUCCUUCUGCAUUUCUUGCAUGGCCAUGUAAAUAUGACCCUCUUUAUACUGUAUUUUCAUAGUUUUUCAGCAUUCCUCACAACAUGGGUGGAUUAACUUGUGCUCUUCUGAUUUCACCGAAGAUCUACCAUGAGUAUGAUAUUAUUUAUGUAAUGCUUUUGUAUUAAAACAAAGAAAAAAAGAAGACCGAAAAUACAAAUCAUCAAGGAAAAAAAAAACAAAAAAAAAUCAAUUUCUAAAAAAAACAGAAGUAAAAGUCAGUUGGAAAUGUCAGAAUUUAAUAUAAAUGGAUAAGCAAACCUCGACUGAUUCAAUCGACUGUUCUCCGAAAGCAGUCCAUCCUUACAAAGAACCGCGUGAACUGUAGGUGGGAAUUAUAGUGGAAAUUGAGUCACUAGUGUAGCGCCAUCACUUCUGCCAAAGAUGUCCUUUAUAUACAACUGCACAAAAAGGGUACCGAUAACCACCGCCAACUUGCACCAUAACCAGAUCAGUGAAGCCAACUGACUAAAUGGAAGUCGAAUAAACAAAUGGCCGCUCCCGCAAGACUUCAAACUUAAGGCCUCUAAUGGAUAGAUUACAAAAUAAGAGUAGUUAAUGUCUUGGGUUCAGAUCUCAAUCCUAAUUGUUGUACACACGGAGUUCACAGGUUAUCUGUCUGAUUGGGGUUUCCUCCGACAUCUCCAAAGACAUGCAGGUUUGGUUGAUUGGGAAAUUCUAUAUUUAUACCCCAUAUUCCCCUCUAUG
Messenger RNA from Erpetoichthys calabaricus (reedfish), 3359 nucleotides. Its product is annotated as zinc finger and SCAN domain-containing protein 2-like. Gene Ontology annotation, biological process: regulation of transcription by RNA polymerase II. Gene Ontology annotation, molecular function: RNA polymerase II cis-regulatory region sequence-specific DNA binding; DNA-binding transcription factor activity. The record is from RefSeq and is a predicted model, not a curated record. Lineage: Eukaryota; Metazoa; Chordata; Cladistia; Polypteriformes; Polypteridae. Bases 289 to 2517 code for a protein of 742 amino acids. The transcript has 3 exons.